Molecule: messenger RNA, 6546 nt
Organism: Symbiodinium natans
Lineage: Eukaryota; Dinophyceae; Suessiales; Symbiodiniaceae
Source: the annotation of a GenBank genome assembly
AUGUCCACUGCGGACGCCGAGUCGAUGGCGAGCACUCGCUGCUAUGCAUCGAGCAUCACCUGCGAUGGCCAGGACUUCUCGGUUAAAGAAAUCGUGGGUUCACCAGUGCAUGUUCAGGAUCGGAUCAUAAGCUUGGAUCUCGCGGGCCACAAGCUACACGGACGCAUUCCCCCUGAGCUUGGUGAACUCCAACAUCUGGAGCGGCUGCGCCUUUCCCGGAACCAUCUGACCGGCACCAUUCCCCAGGAGCUCGCCCGUCUGCAGAGGCUUGAAACCCUGGAUUUGGGCGAGAACGAGCUGUCCGGUGAAAUACCGGGGGAACUCGGCCAGCUCCAGAGAUUGACGUGGCUUUUUCUUCCCGUCAACAAGCUGACGGGCGUGCUUCCCCGAGAGCUGGCCGGGCUCCAGAGCCUGAAAUGGCUUCUCCUCACCCACAACCAGUUUAGCGGCGGAAUCCCUCCGGAGUUUGGCAAGCUCCGGAGCUUGGAAAAACUUGACCUCUCCUACAGCACGUUGACGGGCAAAGUCCCUCGAGAGCUGGGCCAGCUGCAGAACCUGUCCUCACUUUAUCUUGGGAACAACCAGCUAAGUGCCCAGAUCCCUGAAGAGCUUGGCCGGCUCCAGAGCUUGAUGAACCUGAGGCUCGACAGCAACCAGCUGACAGGCCCAAUACCUGGCGAACUCAGCCAUCUUGGGCAGUUGCAGCAGCUACUUCUUUCGCACAACCAGCUCACGGGCGAAAUCCCCAAAGACUUUGGGCAGCUGAGGGCCCUCGCACUGCUUGACCUUACCUGCAACAGGCUCACAGGCGAAAUCCCACGGGAGCUGGGACAGCUGCAGGAACUGUCUGUGCUUAAGCUUUCAGAAAACCGGCUGACCGGCAACAUUCCGGAGGAGCUCGGCCUACUCUUGAACCUGCGCCGGGUAGAACUUGCUCAGAACCAUCUCGCUGGCGAAAUUCCUAGGGAGCUUGGAGAGCUCUACAAAUUGCACGUGCUCUCCCUUCCCAAGAACCAGCUCGCUGGCGAAAUCCCGCGUGAGCUCGGCGCUCUCUACAACCUGGAGGAGUUGGUCCUUUCUCAGAACCAGCUGGUGGGCGAAGUGCCCCGGGAGCUCGGUCAGCUGAGCUUGAAAAGCCUUGACCUGUCCUGGAACCAGCUGUCAGGUGAGAUCCCUCACGAAGUCUGUCACAUGCAAGAGCUGAGAGAGCUCUUGCUGCAGCACAACCAGCUGCAGAAACUUCCAGCUGUUUUGAAGAUGCCCGCCCUGAAAGUGCUGGAUGCCAGCAGCAACGCUUUUCGCGACGAGCUCUCGGUGCAGCUCCUCACUCAUCAUCUCGAGCGGCUGGAUUUGAGCCACAAUGAGAUAGCCGGGGGCAUAUCAAGCAUAACUGACUUCUUCUGCAGGAUGACCCCUACGGGCGGAGUGCUGCAGGAGCUGCGACUGAACCACAACCGCUUCUCUGGCGAGCUACCUCCCUGCCUGAUGCAGUUUGAGAGUUUGACUUUUCUGGCGCUGAACAACAACCAUUUCCGCGGUUCUCUUCCGGAAAUCAGUGCUUCACAGCUUUCCAUUCUGUCGCUACACAAGAAUUCCUUGACGGGAGUGCUCCCCGAAAGUUUGUACCACCUAAGUCGCCUCGGCAUCUUGACCCUCCACGACAACUCGAUUGGCGGUAAGAUCGGGGCCUUGAAUUUGAGUGUCACAUGUUUGGACAACUCGAAGUUCAGGCUCCAGGCCUUCAACUAUGACUGCCGGGAGGCUGUGAAGUGGUCAGACACCAAAACUGAGAAGCUGGGUAGCCCAGAGGUGAAGGAAAUGGAACAAAUCCGAGCAAACUGCCCAAAGACGUUUGGAUCCUGCCCCGCAUUCGGCUUCGCGAAGCUGACGCUGCACCACAAUCGCUUCUCUUGUGCCAUUCCAGAUCGCAUCAGUGAAAGCAAGGUUUUAAGCUUGGCAGUCAUGGGAAACAUGCUCGGUGAUGGAAGUCCACUGGCUUGUACAUGGAUCUUGGAGGAGGAGCACCAGCCCUUUCUUUAUUACUCUCCCAACGUGCUCAUGUCCAACUUUCUUGUCUUGCUGGGUUUUCUGAUGUUGUUGAGCUGUGCGAUUCUCUGCGGCAGGCGGUUUGCGGGAAUACUGGUCGAGGCAUCUCGGAAGUUGCACCCAGAUGCCAGAGCACGUGUGGUUCUAUCAACUGUUGCGCUGUGUCCAGGUGGCAAAGGAGAUGAAAGGAUGAGCAGUGCCCUCGGUGCUCUUCUGGUGGCAAGCCCGCUCCUGCUGAUCUUCGGCAUCACUGGCGGAUACUAUGCCUGCAGCCCUCCCCUGUGGCAAACAACGAUCGGGAACCUGAAGGCAGAGACCGUGUGGCCUGAUUUGGGCGUCAUCACGUGCUGGUGUGCCAUGCAGCUUCUCUUUCGAUGCAUUGUGGCCAGCGUGCCGAGGGUCACAGUCGGAAACGAGAGCGGCGACAGCCACCCCUCCGACUCUCUUAGCAGCACGUGCAGUCUAUCGAGGAUCGGCGCGUGGCUUCUCUGGACGUUGGUCGUGAGUGUGCUGUCAUUGCCAUCCAUCUUCUUCGCAUUCGCCCAGUCGCUCCCGGCACAGAACGCAUGGGACCUCGACGACAACAUGCUGAGGAUAUUUCACGCGACGGCUCCUUUGCUAACAGUCCUCAUUGACAUGGCGCUGGCCGCGCCCAUUUCAGCCAAGUUCUCCAAGUUGACUGGAGUCAAGGCUGACAGGCUGCUCAUGAUGUUCCGCUUGUUCUCCGCAUGGCUGCUGGCACUGCUGACCACGUUGCUGUUGGACGAAAACUGCCUUGGCGGAUGGAAGCGGGCGUGGAAAGUCUGCCAGGAGGAAGCGAAGGAGCACAGCAAGUUCAACUGGAAGAUCUUCGACGAGGAGAUCCUGAACACGCAGCAAGACAUCUGCGACAGCAAUUUUGCUCUCUGGGCCGAAGACCGCUGCAGCCGUGCCCUUGUGGGUGGGUUGACGCCGUUUUUACUGAAGAAGCUUCUGACUCGAAGCACGCUGCAGCCAUUGAUCUUAUUGGUGUCCUGGCGGCUGUCACGUCUGGAUGUGACCACCCAUCCCCAGCGAGGUGUGGUCAUGAUCCACCUUGCCCUACUCUACGGUGCAACCAAGGAGCUUUUGAUUACUUGGUCUCCUUUAGCCCCCUUCCUUAGCGUUGGAGUCCUGGCAGCUGCUGUGGCAAACCUGCUCCUAUUCCACCUGGGCACUCAUUUCUACGGCACUUGCCUUCCCUCAGAUGAGAUCAACGAGAGCGCUACGAUCUCUGCGUCGUAUCUCCAUUUUGCGCUGGGAGCAGGGUCCCUCUUCCAGCUCUGGCAUGCUUUCAGCGCCCAGAUGGCUGGACGUCAUGUGCUCCUGGCCUUCACACUGGUGCUGAUGGGCCCGUGGGCGAAGCGCUACUUGCCCAUCGGCUUCGUGAAGCGACGCGUGUGGGCACGUUCUGUCAUGGAGAGCCAGGAGGCCGCGCUCCGAGUGAUUCUUGAAACGCUGGGCAUCCCCGCCCGCGAAGCCGGCAUCCAGGACAGAGUCAUAAAUUUUCGUCUCCAGCACGCCGGUGUUCAAGGCCAAAUUCCCCGUGAGCUCGGCCAACUGGAAGAACUGGAGAUUCUCCUACUGGAUGGGAACCAGCUCACGGGCGAAAUCCCUGCAGAGCUGGGCCAGCUCCGGAACCUGAGUUGGCUGUACCUUUCCCAGAACCAUCUGACAGGCGAAAUUCCCCCGGAGCUUGGCCAGCUUCAGAAACUGACUCGUUUGGGCCUUCAGAACAACAAGCUGACGGGGAAAAUCCCCACGGAGCUUGGCCAGCUCCGAAGCUUGCGGUGGUGUCACCUUUCUGACAACCAGAUUACGGGGGAAAUUCCACGGGAGCUCGGCCAGCUCGAAAACCUGUCCUGGUUGUAUAUGUCCCAGAACCAGCUGACCAACAGAAUUCCCCGGCAGCUCGGACAGCUCCAGGACCUGAGAGCGCUCUCCCUGUCCCAGAACCAGCUCACUGGCGAAAUCCCGCGUGAGCUCGGCGCUCUCUACAACCUGGAGGAGUUGGUCCUUUCUCAGAACCAGCUGGUGGGCGAAGUGCCCCGGGAGCUCGGCCAGCUGAGCUUGAAAAGCCUUGACCUGUCGUGGAACCAGCUGUCAGGUGAUAUCCCUCACGAAGUCUGUCACAUGCAAGAGCUGAGAGAGCUCUUGCUGCAGCACAACCAGCUGCAGAAACUUCCAGCUGUGUUGAAGAUGCCCGCCCUGAGAGUACUGGACGCCAGCAGCAACGCUUUUCGCGACGAGCUCUCGGUACAGUUCCUCACGAAUCGGCUCGAACGGCUGGAUUUGAGCCAUAAUGAGAUAGCCGGGGGCAUAUCAAGCAUUACUGACUUCUUCUGCAGGAUGACCCCUACGGGCGGAGUGCUGCAGGAGCUGCGACUGAACCACAACCGCUUCUCUGGCGAGCUACCUCCCUGCCUGAUGCAGUUUGAGAGUUUGACUUUUCUGGCGCUGAACAACAACCGUUUCCGCGGCUCCCUUCCCGAGAUUAGGGCUUCACGGCUGUCAGUUCUGUCAUUGCAUAAGAAUGCCUUGACGGGCGUGCUUCCCGAAAGUUUGCGCAAUCUGAGUCGCCUCAGUGUCUUGACGCUCCAUGACAAUGCCGUGAGAGGAAGGAUCGGUAGCUUGAAGCUGACGUUCGCGUGCUGGGACAACUCCAGAUUCAGGCUGGAGGGCUAUCAUUAUAACUGCAAAAACUUCCCUGAUCGCAACUGGUGGACAGACGAGGAGCGUCAGCAGCUUGAAGCGAACUGUCCUCAAAAGAUGCAAACCUGCCACCUCAAUGACUUUGUGAAGCUGACUCUGCACCACAACCGCUUUUCGUGCGCUGUCCCAGAAUUCAUCAGCAACAGUACGGUUCUGAGCUUAGUGAUUAUGGGGAACAUGCUCGGGGAUGGAACUCCCCUGGCUUCGUCCUGGAUAUCGGAGGAGGAACUCCAACCAUUUCUUUACUACUCGCCGAAUGUACAGAAGUCCCAUGCGCUUGUCUUGGCAGGGCUUCUUCUGACGUUGACCAUUGGCGCCUCGGUUGCUGAGAAGUAUCUUUACAUCGUGCGACAUUUUGUGGCCGACAGCUGCGAGCACGGCUGUCGGAGGCCUCUGGAAGAUUGGACGGAACUUCCUGUGCUCGAGUGGAUACGCAGUGCUUUCAUCGCGUUUCUGCUUUCAAGCCCCCUUCUGCUGAUCUUCGGGAUAAGCGGCAAGUACUACGACUGCAGCCCUCUCUUGUUUCAAACCACCAUUGCAGACCUCCAAGCGGAGAGGCCCUGGCCCGACCUGGGUGUCAUUGCAUCCUGGUGUGCCCUGCAGCUCUUCUUUCGAAGCAUCCUCGCGGCGAUCCCCGUGGCCCGUGAAAGCCAGCAAGUAGAUCUUCACUUUGGCUGGAGGGAAAGGGUGCAGAGAGUCGGCGCUUGGAUUCUCUGGAUCUGCAUUGUGAGUUUCUUGUCCUUGCCGUCCAUCUCCUUUGCAUUUGCACAGUCCCUUCCAGCACAGAACACCUGGGAUCUCAAUGACGACAUGCUGAAGUUUAUCCACAGGACAGCGCCUGUGCAGACAGUCCUCAUUGACAUGGUGCUUGCCGCGAGGAUCUCCAAGAAGUUCUCCGACUUAACGGGUGUCAAAGCUGACAGGCUUCUCAUGAUGUUCCGCCUGUUCUCUGCAUGGCUUCUUGCGCUACUUACCACGGUGGUGCUGGAUGAGAACUGUCAUGGCGGAUGGAAGCUGGCGUGGAAAGUCUGCCAGGAGGGAUCGGACGAGCACAGCAAGUUCAAUUGGAAGAUCUUCGACGAGGAGAUCCUGAACACGCAGCGCGACAUCUGCGACUUCAGCGGAACUUUCUGGUCUGACGGUCGCUGCAGCCGUGCCAUCGUGGGUGGAUUGUCGCCCUUUCUGCUGAAGAAGCUUCUGACCCGGAGUACGCUGCAGCCGUUCAUGUUACUGGCGUCCUGGAGACUGUCACGUCUGGAGCCUGAGAGCGACCCGCGCGAUGGUCGGCACCGCAGGCUGUUCGGUGUCUGGCCGAAGACCACGAAAUCACUCAUGCCUUUGCAGCAGAUGGCGCUGCUGACUACACAGAUGGAACUCUUGAUGUUCUGGUCUCCAUUUGUUCCAUUACUCUGCGUCGGGAUCCUAGUAGCUGCUGCGAUGAACCUGUUGAUCUUCGAUUUGGGCAUGGACUUCUACGGAGUAUGCCUUCCGUCAAUCGGGACGGAUGGCGGCGCCAGCGCAUUCUCCGUUUCUUACCUGUCCCUUACGCUGGGAUUUGGGUCCCUCUUCCAGCUCUGGCAUGCUUUCAGCACCGAGAUGACUGGACGGUAUGUGCUCCUGGCCUUCACACUUGCCGUGAUGGGCCCGUGGGCUCCCCGCUUCUUGCCCGUUGCUGCAGUGAAGCGCCGAGUCUGGGCUCGUUCCGAUGCGCGGGAAGCCGAGCAGGUUGAGGCGGUUGAGAUGAUGGGGGUGGAGGAGCGGGCUGGAUGA